AAGGAGCUACCAUUAAAAGUUAUCGAUCAAAAUUACCGAUCGCAUAAGAAUUCCAAUUAAAAUUAAGUACUAUCAAAACUUUAUACAUAUUUUUUUUUACAUUACUACUGAUUUUAAGCUGGUUCAAAUCUGCAUCUGAAAACUAGCUAGAAAGUAGCCAGACUGUUCGCGAUAUCACAGCAACAACAAAGCGAAAACCAAAAAGAUAGACAAACGCAGCGAAAACAAAGCGAAAGAGCAGACGCAAGGACUCGGAAAAGGAAAAUAAUCAUAGUAACUUGGAAGACUACAUUCUCGCGACACAAGGAUGAGCGUUUCCGCCGCAGUUGACCAGUACACUGUGCUAACUGGGGACCGUUCCAAGAUCAAGGAUUUGCUCUGCAGCCGUCUAACGGAGUGCGGCUGGCGGGACGAGGUGCGCCUGAUGUGCCGCAACAUCCUGCUGGAGAAGGGCACCAACAAUAGCUUCACCGUGGAGCAGCUGAUCACCGAGGUAACGCCCAAGGCCCGCACCCUGGUGCCGGAUGCCAUUAAGAAGGAGCUGCUGAUGAAGAUUCGCACCAUUCUCACCGAGAACGAGGAGGAGGCCGAUGAACCGGAGGACGAGUCCUAGCCUCAACCCACAUAUAUAUAUUUUAUGUAACAGCAACAAUCUUUUUAUAUUAAUAAAGUUUACUUGUACGAUUUUAUACAUAAAUCCCGACCAGGGAACGGUGCUUACACAAAGUAGCAGAGACAGACACCAAA
Molecule: messenger RNA, 747 nt
Organism: Drosophila erecta
Lineage: Eukaryota; Metazoa; Arthropoda; Insecta; Diptera; Drosophilidae
Gene: e(y)2
Product: enhancer of yellow 2 transcription factor
Exons: 1
Coding region: 308-613 (101 amino acids)
Biological process (GO): positive regulation of DNA-templated transcription; regulation of transcription by RNA polymerase II; poly(A)+ mRNA export from nucleus
Cellular component (GO): DUBm complex; nuclear pore; SAGA complex
Molecular function (GO): chromatin binding; transcription coactivator activity
Source: RefSeq, a predicted model, not a curated record